AUGUGCCCGUCUGACAUGGGGACGCUGUGGCACCUGUGGUCUCCCGUGCUCAUCAGCCUAGCUGCCCUUUUCUCCAAAGUGGCUGAGAGCCGCGGUAUCCUGGAUAGCACCCAGAGGUUCCUGCUGCCCACCUACCUCCCGGUGACCUAUCACAUCCACAACGCUGAUGUGGCCUUCUUCCUGAAGGAGGCCAACCAAGACAUCAUGCGAAACUCCAGCCUGCAGUCGCGGGUGGAGUCCUUCCUAAUCUACAAAGCGAAGAGGCUGCCUGUGCUCAACGCCAGCUACGGGCCCUUCUCCAUCGAGCAGGUGGUCCCCCAGGACCUCAUGCUGCCCGCCAACCCUUUCGGAUUCACCAGCAAGUUUUCUAUCAACUGGAAACUGAAGGCCUACAUCCUGCGGGACAAGAUCUACCUGAGCCGGCCCAAGGUGCAGGUGCUCUUCUACAUCGUGGGCCGGGACUGGGAUGACCACAGGACCCCCGAGAAGCUGCCGUGCCUGCGGGUCUUUGCCUUCCGGGAGACCCGGGAGGUGCGCGGCAGCUGCCAGCUGAGUGGGCCCCUGGGGCUGUGCGUGGCGGAGCUGGAGCUGAUGUCCACCUGGUUCAGUGGCCCCUCGGUGGUGGCCGGGCGCAGGAGGCCCACAGAGCAGCACGAUGGGAACCGCGUGGAGCUCUACUACACGGUGCAGCCGGGGGACGUGCGAGGGGACUGUGCCAAGGAGGACUGGAGGAAGGGCAGUGGCGUUCGGACAGGCCACAAUGACAUCGACGAGUCGGGGCCCCCCCUGCACAGGAUUGGGAGCGUCUUUCUUUACCAGAGCCCUGGCAGCCCGGUCCUGAGGGAACUGCGUCUGGACAGCAACGUGGCUGUGCAUUAUGUCCCCAAGACGGCCAGGCGAGGGGACGUGCUGACCUUCCCUGUGACCAUCUCCAGGAACUCCACUGAGGACCGCUUCACACUGAGGGCAAAGGUGAAGAAAGGGGUGAACAUCAUUGGUGCGCGCGCCAGCAGCCCUUCCAUUUGGGAUGUCAAGGAGAGCGCAGAGUACACGGGGAAGUACGCACCUGCUGUCAUUGUGUGUCAGAAGAAAUCUGCUGGCUUGGAAAACAGUGCGGACGGCACCUCCUAUGAAGUUAUGCAGAUUGACAUUGAGAUCGAAGAGCCCAGCGAGCUGCCAGCCACACAGCUUGUCACGUGGCAGGUGGAGUACCCAGGAGAGGUCACAUCGGACCUGGGCGUGUCCAAGAUCUACGUGAGCCAGAAGGACUUGCUCGCACUCAUCCCCCUGGCCAUGGAGGCAGAGAUCAUGAACACCGCCAUCCUCACUGGGAAGACAGUGGCCGUUCCAGUGAAGGUGGUCUCAGUGGAGGAGGACGGCGCGGUGACAGGGUUGCUGGAGGCUGUGGAGUGCAGGUCCUCUGAUGAAGACGUGGUAAAGGUUUCUGACAAAUGUGACUACGUCUUUGUCAAUGGGAAAGAGAUGAAAGGCAAGGUGAGCGUGGCAGUCCACUUCACCUACCAGCACCUGCACAGUGCUCUGGAGAUGACGGUGUGGGUGCCCCGGCUCCCGCUGCAGAUCGAGGUCUCAGACACCGAGCUCAACCAGAUCAAGGGCUGGAGGGUCCCCAUCAUCUCCAACAAGAGGCCAGCUCGGGACAGUGAGGAAGAGGACGACGAUGAGAGGAGGGGCCGAGGCUGCACUCUCCAAUACCAGCAUGCCAUGGUGCGGGUCUUGACACAGUUUGUGGCCGAGGCGGCUGACCCUGGGGGACACCUGGCUUACCUGCUGGGCUCGGACUGGCAAGUGGACAUCACAGAGCUGAUAAGUGACUUCGUGCAGGUGGAGGAGCCCAGGAUUGCCAAGCUGCAAAGAGGACAGAUCCUGGCUGGGCAGGAGCUUGGGAUGACCACCAUCCAGAUCCUGUCCCCUCUAUCAGAUGCCAUCCUGGCUGAAAAGACCAUCACUGUGCUAGAUGAAAAGGUGACCAUCACAGACCUCGGGGUCCAGCUGGUGACAGGACUGUCGCUCUCCUUACAGCUCAGCCCCGGAAGUAACAGAGCCAUCUUUGCCACUGCAGUGGCUCAGGAACUGCUGCAGAGACCCAAACAGGAAGCAGCAGUCAGUUGCUGGGUGCAAUUCAGUGACGGGUCAGUCACACCCUUGGACAUUUAUGACGGGAAGGACUUCUCCCUGCUGGUCUCAUCCUUGGAUGAGAAGGUGGUCUCCAUCCACCAGGACCCCAAGUUCAAGUGGCCAAUAAUUGCUGCUGAAACUGAAGGACAAGGAGCUCUGGUGAAGGUGGAGAUGGUCAUCAGCGAAUCAUGCCAGAAGUCCAAGCGCAAGAGUGUGCUGACCAUGGGAACGACAAAUAUCAAGGUUAAAUUUGGCCAAAAUGAUGCAAACCCCAACACCAGUGACAGCGGACACUUUGGGGCCAGGGUUCGCCUGGACAAUAAUAUCAGUGACAGGAGAUCCAAAAAGCCCUUGCAGGAGUGGGUGAAACCUGAAGGGCAGUACCACAGCAGCUCCUCCCUAGGGCUCAUGGAAGGAAGGGGCAGCACCACAGAGAGGUCGACCUUCCAGAACAGUGAUGGUCGGGAAAGCUUGCUGGAUGAUGACAGCCACUUUCAGACCGCAGCCAUGGACCUCACCAGCUUCCCAGACCUCCCUGGAAGCAACUCAGACAUGGACGAGGAUGAUUUGGCCCAGGUGGCCAAGGGGCUGAGUGACCUGGAGAUUGGGAUGUAUGCUUUGCUGGGCGUCUUCUGCCUGGCCAUCUUGGUCUUCUUAAUCAACUGUGUGACCUUUGCACUGAAGUACAGACACAAGCAGGUUCCCUUCGAGGAGCAAGAAGGUCUGAGUCGCUCCCAUGACUGGGUUGGGUUAAACAACCGGACAGAGCUGUUGGAGAACCACAUGAACUUCACCUCCUCCCAAGAUGAGCAGAUCACUAUCCUUGACAGGGGUCUGGACGUGGAAGAGAACAAAUUCCUCCUCAACACCAGCUCCCCUAACAGCACCAGCGGGCAGCUGUUCAAGGCCACAGGAGCCACACUCACGGACGGGAAGGACCAGAAAAGCGAGCCCCCAACGUCCCCUACCUCGAAAAGGAAAAGAGUGACAUUUACCACCUUCUCUGCCAUCCCCUCAGAUGACGGGUGCCCCUCGAGGAACACUAUGGUGAUGAGUAGUGAGGAUGACAUUAAGUGGGUCUGCCAGGACCUGGACCCUGGGGAGUGCACAGAGCUCCACAGCUACCUGGAAAGGCUACAGGAGAAUGUGUAA
Messenger RNA from Castor canadensis (American beaver), 3288 nucleotides. The record is from RefSeq and is a predicted model, not a curated record. Lineage: Eukaryota; Metazoa; Chordata; Mammalia; Rodentia; Castoridae.